Messenger RNA from Nymphaea colorata (pocket water lily), 1811 nucleotides. Its product is annotated as dnaJ protein homolog 2-like. The transcript is spliced from 8 exons. The record is from RefSeq and is a predicted model, not a curated record. Bases 210 to 1457 code for a protein of 415 amino acids. Gene Ontology annotation, molecular function: ATP binding; Hsp70 protein binding. Lineage: Eukaryota; Viridiplantae; Streptophyta; Magnoliopsida; Nymphaeales; Nymphaeaceae. Gene Ontology annotation, biological process: protein refolding; response to heat. Gene Ontology annotation, cellular component: cytosol; cytoplasm.
UCGGUAGUUUGGCGCGGACGCUUGGAUAAAAGGGCUUGCUCGCCCACCGCGCAAACCCUCUUUGCCUCUUCAUUCUCUCUCUCUCUCGUUUGACUAGCAGAAACGAGAAAAGGAAGAAGAGAGGGAGCUUCAGCCCCGAUCGAGAGGUGCUGCUGGAAUUCCGUAAGGCUGAUUCUAUCGUUGAGCUUUUUCUUUGAAAAUCUUCAAUCAUGUUCGGGCGUGCACCAAAGAAGAGCGACAACACCAGAUAUUAUGAGAUCCUUGGCGUUCCCAAAAGUGCAAGCCAGGAUGAGCUUAAGAAGGCCUAUAGGAAGGCCGCUAUAAAGAAUCACCCAGAUAAAGGUGGAGACCCUGAGAAGUUCAAGGAGUUGGCUCAGGCAUAUGAAGUCCUCAGUGAUUCUGAGAAGAGGGAAAUCUACGAUCAGUAUGGAGAAGACGCACUCAAAGAAGGAAUGGGAGGAGGAGGUGGCUCUUUCCAUAACCCCUUUGAAAUAUUUGAGUCAUUCUUUGGUGGAGGCUUUGGUGGUGGUAGUUCAAGAGGAAGGAGGCAAAAACGUGGUGAAGACGUUGUGCACACUUUGAAGGUCUCUCUUGAAGACUUGUAUAAUGGAACUUCUAAGAAGCUUUCCUUGUCAAGAAAUGUACUAUGUCCAAAAUGUAAAGGAAAGGGCUCAAAGAGUGGUGCAUCAGGGAGAUGUUCUGGGUGCCAGGGCUCUGGGAUGAAGGUCUCCAUUAGACAGCUGGGACCAGGCAUGAUUCAACAGAUGCAGCAUAUGUGUCCUGAGUGCAGAGGCUCAGGAGAAGUUAUAAGUGAGAAAGACAGGUGUGGGCAAUGCAAAGGAGAGAAAGUUGUUCAGGAGAAGAAGGUUUUGGAGGUGCAUGUUGAUAAAGGAAUGCAACAUGGUCAGAAAAUUGUAUUCCAGGGUGAUGCCGAUGAAGCUCCUGACACCAUCACUGGAGACAUCGUAUUUGUCUUGCAACUGAAGGAUCACUCUAAGUUUAAAAGGAAGCAUGAUGAUCUGUAUGUGGAACACUCUCUCAGCUUGACAGAGGCCCUUUGUGGAUUUCAGUUUGCUCUCACUCAUCUUGAUGGGAGGCAAUUGCUUAUUAAAUCAAACCCAGGAGAGAUUGUCAAACCUGGUCAAUAUAAAGCCAUCAAUGAUGAGGGGAUGCCCCACCAUCAGAGGCCAUUCAUGAGGGGCAAGUUGUACAUCCACUUUAAUGUCGACUUCCCGGAGACACUUUCUCCUGACCAGUGCCGGAAUCUAGAGAAGAUUCUUCCACCAAGGCCAGGCAACCAGCUGACAGACAUGGAGUUAGAUGAGUGUGAAGAGACCACAUUGCAUGAUGUCAACAUUGAGGAGGAGAUGAGAAGAAAGCAGCAGCAGCAGCAACAAGAAGCGUAUGAUGAAGAUGAUGAGGCAUCUGGUCCACGUGUCCAAUGUGCACAGCAGUGAUUGGUUGAUAGCUUAUCUUGUGGUCAGCGUCACGUUUAGGUUUUGUGGGCCGAUAACUGGUACCAGCGUAUUCGGCAGAGGUAGUUGAUCUCUGUUCGCUUUUCUUUUUGAGCUUCUCUUUUCUCCCUUUCCACCUAGUGUUUGAAGUUGGGUAAUAUUGAUGGCAUCUAGAAGUCAAUUUCAUCCCUCUAAAGCAUCACUGGGGUCUUCCUUUUCAUUUCGGUGUUUCAGAUCUUCUGAUGCAUAUAUACAUAUAUAUAUAUAUAGUUCGUCCCUACUUCGGAUCCUGCGGUGCUACAAAUCCAGCCAUCUAAGAGGCAUGGACAAUUCAAUAAUUUUAAGCAUUCUUUCCCA